This is a messenger RNA of Vitis vinifera (wine grape), 417 nucleotides long. RefSeq lists its product as uncharacterized. The record is from RefSeq and is a predicted model, not a curated record. The transcript has 3 exons. Gene Ontology annotation, molecular function: deSUMOylase activity. Bases 1 to 417 code for a protein of 138 amino acids. Gene Ontology annotation, cellular component: nucleus. Lineage: Eukaryota; Viridiplantae; Streptophyta; Magnoliopsida; Vitales; Vitaceae. Gene Ontology annotation, biological process: protein desumoylation.
AUGCAGAUGUUCAUUCCAGUUUGUGAGAACAAUCACUGGCACAUGCAUGUAGUUAAUUUUGCAGCUGCACGAGUUGAAAUUCUUUCAUCUUUGCCCUUGAGGCGAGGAAACAGUAUUAGUGCUGCAACAAGGCGAUUAUCUAUGGCAAUCAAUAAAGCACUGCAUGCAUAUGCAAUUCAUAUGGACGUGGAUGUCUCGACUUUUGAGCAUGUCCAACCACACCUUGUGCAACAACUGAAUGGGUUUGACUGUGGUAUCCUUGCACUAAAAUUCAUGGAAUUUUGGAAUGGGGCCACCUUAACUACUUCAGUGGCAGAGGACAAGCUCAACAUGUACAGACUCCAGCUAGUUGUGGAACUAGUGCUCAAUGAACACAACACUGUUAGAGAUAAAAUUAUGGCCUCCUGUCAUUUGUGA